Molecule: messenger RNA, 1533 nt
Organism: Poeciliopsis prolifica (blackstripe livebearer)
Lineage: Eukaryota; Metazoa; Chordata; Actinopteri; Cyprinodontiformes; Poeciliidae
Product: cysteine-rich and transmembrane domain-containing protein 1
Exons: 3
Coding region: 181-585 (134 amino acids)
Cellular component (GO): extracellular exosome
Source: RefSeq, a predicted model, not a curated record
GUCACGUCCAGCUACGCGCUGGUCUUCGGAAGGGGAGGAGGUGAGGGGUGGGGGGUCAGUCAUUGCGGUAAAAAUAGUGAAGAAAACAGCACCGAAGAGUGAGUUUGCUGCUAAGCUAACGUCACUGCGUUCACAGGAAUACCGGAGCCGUUUUGUUUCAAGUGACUCUUCGGCCCAGAGAUGAAUUUCGAGCAGCCGCCUCCGUACCCAGGCAGUGGACCUUCUGCUCCAGGCUACCCAGGCCAGGGCCCACCUCCCCAGGGCUACCCACCCCAGGGUUAUCCUCCACAGGGAUACCCAGUAAACAUGGACCAGCCCAACCCAGCCUACCCUAACUACCCCGCUGGACCAAUGGGUCCUGGAGGUCCCUAUCCUGGCCCAGGACAGCCCCCAUUCCAGGGAUAUCCAGGCCAGCCACAGUAUGCCUGGCAGGGUGGACCCGCUCCUGGACCCAUGUAUGGGGAAGCCCCCAAAAAUACGGUGUAUGUGGUGGAGGACAGGAGAAGGGACGACACAGCGGACACCUGCCUGACGGCCUGCUGGACGGCGCUGUGCUGCUGCUGUCUCUGGGACAUGCUGACAUAACGUCCUCCUUCAUUUGCUCAGCCUCAUUAGUCUCCUGUAAGCCCCAAACCUCCUCAACCUUUCCCCCUUAUCUUCUUCUUCUUCUGCCUUAAAACCUGGCUCCGUCUCGCCUCUUCCUCCCUCCCUCCCCUCGUCGUCUCUGCUCUUCCUCCUCUUUCUCAAUAAACAAAAGCUCCGGUUUCUUCGGGAAGUCUCUCCGCUCAAUGUGAAGUCCUCGGCUCUGGUCCACCUGUCCACAAGUUGUCUUGUAGCGGUCUGCAACGGAGCUUCUUAACACCAACAUGAAUCUGAGGCGUUUCUUUCUUUUAUAAAUUGCACACCGACACUCAGUAAGAUGCACAUUAUACGUGCUUGUUCCUCCAGUGUACACGGAUCUCAGGCUUAUCUAGUAUGAAGUUCUUUGGCACUUUACAAUGAUUACCUCUGCAAGAAACAAAUCCUGUCUGCCUGCCUGCUUGCCUGUUGAACCCUGACCCCUUCGUCACCACUCUUCAGCUACAUUAGCAAACAAAGGACUACGCUCCCAUCAGGGGGCUCCGUUCCCAAAUUUCACCCCGACCCCGGCUGCUAAUGAGCUACAGGAGGGUUGAUGUUUAGAAACUUGAAAUAUAUCCGUUUUAUUUUCACACUUUCACUUUUUUCUUCCCUGUUUUUUUUUUUUUUUUUUUGUGAAAAUAAAUGAAAUGCAUUUUUAAACAAAGGUAAUCUUUUGUUCUUUGACUAUUAACUUUUUAAUGGCUGCAAUGUAAUGUUGUGCUUUUAUUAUUAUAAAAAAUGAUUCUAAUAUUAUUUAUAAUUUGGACCUUGGAAAUAUAUCUGGAAACAUCGUAAAAAAAAUAACAACUGCACUUACUCAACUGAAGAAACCCUAUUAGUCUGUGGAUGCCUUUUUUUGUUUGUUUUUUGCUUCGAAUGAGUCUUUCAUUAAAAUUUAUUGCUAUAAUUAAA